Erythranthe guttata (spotted monkey flower) is the source of this 1086-nucleotide messenger RNA. NCBI's taxonomy places the organism in Eukaryota, Viridiplantae, Streptophyta, Magnoliopsida, Lamiales, Phrymaceae. The record is from RefSeq and is a predicted model, not a curated record.
AUGGCGGCGAACACCACUAUUCCUCAUGAUAUCAUGCUCAAUAUUUUUUCAAGACUCCCUGCAAAAUCGAUUUGCAGGUUCAGGUGUUUAUCUAAACUAUGGUCGAGAAUAUUCUCCACUACAUACUUCCUCAAUUCCGUCAAUUCCCAGCUUCAUCGAAAACCGGACGAACAAAGUGUAAUUUUCAUCACCCGACCCCGUGAAAUCAUCAAAACAAUCGACAAGAUUCAGUUGAAUGCCGUUUCAAGAACAAUUGAUUUCAAGCCGUCGCAUGGUUGGUUCAAAAUUCUGGGUUCUUGCGACGGGUUGAUCUUGUUGCAGACAUUCGAAUGUCGGGUCUUCUUGAUCAAUCCGGUCACCGUGGAGAUCUUAGAAGUACCACCGGCGACGGAAAAUCGAAUACGGACCCACAAGUAUGGCUUCGGUUACGAUCCUUGGAACGACGAGUAUAAAAUUGUGGAGGCACGAUAUUCUAUGCCUUUUGUAGAGAAAUCGAAAAUGGCUGUCGAAGUUUAUAAUGUGAAACAGCGUGUUUGGAAACGCGUGGAAGACUCCCCGUUCAUUCCGUCUCCUUCUCGAUACAGUCACUCCGCAUACUUGAAUGGGAAGAUACAUUGGCUCGUGGAGAAAACUGUCGAAGCAGGAGACGGCUAUAGCACGAUCGCCGCCUUCGAUUUGGCAAGUGAGGCAUUCAAAGAAAUACCUCUUCCGAGUGGAAUAAGUUUGAAUAGAAUUAUAUGGCAAUGUAAACUCGUUGUUUUCGAAGGCUGGCUGUGUAUAGUGGAAUCGAAGUGCGAUUCCAAGAAUGACAUCUGGAUUAUGAAACAAUACGAGGUGGCUGAGUCGUGGACAAAGUAUACUUUUUUUGGUGAUUUUUUUGGAAAGAAUUUGAAACCGCUGUGUUCUAUUAAAGAUGACGAGAUGUUGUUGAGUUCGUUGAAUAAGUUGCAAGUUUACAAUUUCAACGAGUUGAGUUUGAGAGAUGCUGUUAUCGAUGCCGGUCCACACACGGUGGUAUAUGACGAGGCAUGGCCAUUCGUCGGGAGCAUUCUAUCGCCUUCUGUUGGGAGCCGUUUGUCGGAAUAA